AUGUACGGUCGAGGAAGGGGCAGUUAUCUUGGACUUUUGUUAGAAUCCCAAAUUGGCAAGAGUGCGACUGCCAGUACUAUAAACUCUGGGAAGGGUAAAACGCUCAGUGGUAAAACGUCAGACAAUGUGCUUAACGUAGAAAAUAGUUUAUCUUCUCCAAGGCAAAUUGUGUCCUCGACGUCGACUAUUUCGUCUCAUCCACAAGGUAUUUAAUAUUAAAUGUGCCGUAAGUUAAUAGUAUAAGUAUGUAUGUGUGUCUUUUUUGCCACUAUGUUUGAGGAGUUUAGAACGACUAUUUAAUUUUAAAGUUGUAUCUAUUCUUGUUUUUAAUAGCCUCAAGGUUUUACAAUUAAAACAUCAAAAACUUGACUGAAAUAAACUUGAUAAAUCUUACAUUAUAAAGUCAAACCACAUGUUUCAUAGUGUGAACUGCCUGGGGCAGACUCUAUAAAUAUAGAGAAUAAUUUAUAGCUUAAAAAGUUGUGUUUUAGGGGUCACUCACAGCAAAGCCUGGGCACAAAAUAAAGACACAGAGAAGGUCGACUCGAGUAACCGCUGCCACGCCAUGAUUUAUCAUCGAAAUGCUGACGCCAUGGUCCGAGCCAGUGCGUGUUUGAGAGGCAUUUUACCCUGGACGUCUGCCAUUUUGAAUAUUAUCAGGGGGGUGAAUGCCUCUCAAACACACACUGGCUAGGCCCAUGGUGUCAGCAUUUUGAUGACGAAUUACGGUUGCGCCAAAAUCAUAGGAAAAACCCAAGAAUCACUUUAAUCUACCUGUCGAAGACUGCAGACUGGCAGUCGAAAGCUCAUCCAAAUAAAUAUUUUUAACCAGUGAACAUUUGAAACUCUUAAUAUGAAUCCUAGUUUUGCAUCUAACAUCUUUAAAAACCAAGAAGUCGGGCAUCUGUGUUGUCUAUUUGGGACUUUGGUGGCAUAGUUACCAGUCAAUUCUUGCUAUGAACUAAUGUGAAAAGAGUCGGUCUUGAAACCAAAAGUCGUGGAUUUUCUCUGGGUGUUCCGGUUUCCUCCCCCAGGUGUGGGUUAGGAUAAAUACAGUGAAAAAAGUAAUAUCACAAUUGCUAUAAAGAUAAAAUAGCCUAGGGCUACUUCCCUCCACAGGCUGUAAUACUAAGUAUGUAAUUAGGUCAACCUGAUAAUUAAAGAUGAUGUCCACUCCGUUCUGCGUAUCAGUCCUGCUCAUAACAAAGGGGGACCCCUAGCUAUAAACAUUGCCCAAAUUUUGCAUCUUUCGAAUUUCACAACACAAGAAAAACUAUGCAUUCGCCAUCUUUAACCAGUUUAUAGUGUCCCUUGGUGCCCCUGCUUUAACACAUUUCGUCUCAACUACAUUUAUUGAGUACAGGUGUCAGCCCUCCGGUAGGGGGUGCAGCCACCCCAACUGUUCAGCUAAACUCAAUCUUCUCUGGAAAAACGGACCCAAGAGAAAAUCCUGAAAAAAACCCUGGCAUGUGCACAGGAGUGGACAUCUUUAAUAGGUUUCGCUGCAGCGAGAUUCAAGGGGUAGCGGAAGUGAAAAUCCUGAGUAUCAGGUUGGUAAUUAGGUAACCAUAAUACUUGAUGUAAAGCGCAUUUGAUCAUAUCCACAUUUAAAUUUGAGCUACCUGUAAUUCUGUAUAGAAAUGUUAAUUGUAAUCAUAAAAAAAAAUUGUUUGGUUCCAUUCUGGUUUCCAGUGGAGAGGCAGUAAAGUUUACCGAAGUGUUUCUCAAGAAUCUGACCAAAGUAAGAAUAUUUAUAUUAUGUUAUUCAAUGGUGUAGAUAAUGACAAGAAAAGCCCUCAGCCAACUUGGACCUCCCUUGACCUUCUUGGGAACAGGGGGAAACGGAAUCUGCGUGGAAGUGAUUCCUCACCAAAACUAACUCAAGAAAAUUCUCAAGCUAGUGAAGAAGAUCAAACAAGGUUGUAAAAAAGUGAUUGAAUUAAAUUAAAUUUAUUUGAAUUAAUGUAAUUUUAAAAGACUGCAAAUUAGCAUGUUUACCAUAUGGACUGUAACUCAAAUGACCUAUUCCAAUUUAAACCCAUUCAGCAUGAGCACUCUCCUCUUGACAAGUAAAAUUGUUUGGUGUUAGACAGAGUAAAAUAAUGAAUGGCUGUGCUAAUUCCAAAAGGAUUCCCUGGUUCCUCUGAAACAUGCUGUGGGUCAAAAUUGGAAUACUGCCCAAUUUUGAUAAUAAUUAAGAAUGUGUUAUAAACCAUCAAGUGGCAGCAUUCUGCCCUUGACAGGUACAGUUGUCUGGCAUUAACGAUAAAGUAGGGCAUGCAUUAGGCUGCAAUGCAACUUAAUGGGUUAACCAUAGAUUGAUUUGUAUGUGGUAAAUUAUUGACCCAUUCGAUUGUGUGGCAGCACUCUCCUAAAGUAGGGCACGUCAGGGUGCAUUGCUACUUAAUUAAAGGGUUAAUUUAUUUUCUUGAUUUUUCUAAAAUCGUACAAUGUUUUUUUCCCAUGCUUAGGAACUUAAAGACUGAUCCAGUAAAGAAAGUUCACCUAAUCUCUCCUGAAGAGUUCUUACUUUCACCUCAGGCAAACAACAGAGUAACGGACGAACCGCAGGAAAUCUCUGAAAUAGGUGUGAUAUAUAGCAAAGCCUUAGAACCCUUAGAUUUACCUGAAAAUUAGACACAUCCAUUGUCAUCAGGGGGGUACCCAAAUGACCUCUUAUAGGCCUGAUUGGGUUGGAAUUGCAAUAGAGACUAACAUCACCAUGUUAAUUCCAGUUUCGUGCCUAAAAGCUUGUACAUACAGUACCAGCCCAGAUCUUAGUCAUUUAGAGGGAGGUAAAUUUCCCAGAGAAAGAUAUUUUCCAAAUAGGCCUAAAUUUUUUUCCAAAUAGGCCUAAACAUCUUAGGGCAACAUUUUUAUGCUGUGUCAAGAGAGGGAACUAAAGCCAGCUUUAUAUUAGUAUUUAAUGGCAUUUAAUUCAACAUAGAAAAUUAGUACUGUGCUAGAUGCAAAAAGAGCUACACCUGUUUUGGCAAAGAAAGUUAGUGGUAACCAUUGGCUUGGCAUAAAGCCAUUCCCCAAAUGUAUUACAGUAUGAGCUUUUAGUAAAUAGUAAGGAUUUGUUCCAUGCAUGGCUGGGUCACAAUCUUGAAAUGUCUGCAAGGUCUCAGAUCUGUUCCUACAUAAAGGCGGUUUUCCACUAGGCGAAAUUUUUCGAUCAAACCGAAAUUUCUAUUGUUCAAAUUCAAAAGAUUUCUGUUUAGUUCCAUUUGUACCAAUUUGAAUUUGUUAUUGCCCCAAUUUCAUUAUUGGAAUUUUAAAUUUUAUGUUAAAGGUACUUCCUCAGAGAACAGUGAAAGCAAUACUAGCUCGACUUCUCGAUACAUCCCUCCACAUCUACGCAAGGGAUUUUCCGGCAAGCCAGAUAUCUGUCCGGAUCCUGCAAUUGCAAAAUACAAGAAACUAGAUGCACCCACAUAUACUUUGACGGGAACAGCAGAAUGUCAUGCCCCUCAAACAAUGGUUGAAUCUGAAUUGAACUGGCAUAAAUGGAAACUACAACGAUGUUUUAAGAAAUUAAUAAAUAACUUGUCAGUUGAAAAUGUUGUGGGGUUGAGUGUGGAAAUCAGGAAGAUUUGUGAAGCAAGUCAGUUAUCCACAAAGUUCCCUGGUACAUCUGAGGUUAAUGUCUUGGUCGAUCUGUUGGUUGCACGUGUUAUUGAGCAGAAAGAUAGUUUUGAGGUUGCAGUACAAAUGUGUCAGUUACUAAAUGGUAAGUAAAGCAUUGACUGACUGACACACCAAUCAACUGACAGUUGACUAAUUGAUUGACCAAUCAACUGACAGUUGACCAUCUAACUGACCAAUCAACUGACAGUUGACCAACUGGCUGACCAAUCAACUGACAGUUGACCAUCUGACUAACCAAUCAACUGACAGUUGACCAUCUGACUGACCAAUCUAAGGAUCAACAGAUAAACAGACUGAUGCAAAGCAGGAAAUUGUGCUAUUGAACACAAUGCACCUUUUACCUUUAUAUAGUAAUAUACAAAGAUGAAUUUCCUGCAAAUUUAAAAGAUAUUUUAAGACAGUAUAGACAAGAAACUUUCAGUGUAAGUUGUUUUGCCUGUCAUUUUGAACAAAAUGAGUCGCCAUGGUAAUAACAGUUGUUGUUAACCACUUUUAGGGUGUUGCAAACAAAAAUUCUAUGUGUGAAAACUUUUGUAUAUUUCUUGGAAAGCUUUGUGAUAUUGCUAAAGACGAAACAAAAAGGUAGUUUUGAAUAGUCCUAUCUUCAUAUUUCUCAAUCCCCUCAAAUUAUGUCUUAAUAUAAGCCCCGUGCAGAUGAGCAAGGUUUCUUUGACAAGUUUACCUUCUCGUGUGUACGGUCAACAAGUUUCCCUUGACAAAUUUCGUUGCUGUGUACUCGGAAUGUUGUUAAACAUCUAUCUCAUAUGUGAUGUGAAGACCGUCUUUUGUUUGCCAAAUCCGUAGAAAUAUUCCUUGUACACUUGUCGAGUUUUCCUUGACGGCCGUACAGGAAAACGGAUUUUCCUCAUCCAAAAGCUGGCAUGAUUAGCUUUGGAAUAAUGCCCUGGGCAAAAUAGGAAACAUUGUUGCGGAAACAUUGUUUCCUACCAAUGGCAAUGUUUCGCCAUGUUUCUCAGAGUGGGCAAACACUAGGAAACAUUAGUGAGAAACAUAGGGAAACAUCAAAUGUUUCUGAAGUUGGUAGGAAACAUUUUUGCUUCCCGGGAAGCAAAUUUUGUUUCCGCAACAAUGUUUCCGCCGGUGGGCAAACAUGGAAACAUUUGAGGAAACAUCGAGAAUCACAAAUGUUUCCGCAACAAUGUUUCCUAGUUUUCCCAGCCCAGGGCUUAAGGCUCUUUGGCAAAAAUUGUCAAUUUUUUGCCAUACACACGUCGAACAAAUAAAAUAAAAGUUUUCAAGAAAAACUUGCUCGUCUGUAAUAAAUGGAUGUUUACUUUCUAUUGUUUGGUGCAAGAAUAAAGUGGAUAAAUCAAUGAGUCAAUCGACAUCUGUAUUAUACACGAACAAAGGGCAGCAAACGCCAAAUCACGAGCAUUGUUUUUUUUUUUGCAUUGAAGUUUUCAAGAUUGCUUGAGACAAAGUGUUGUGGGAUGCCUCCACGAUUGGAUUUCAUCAUUUCAGGUCAGGAGCGAAGACGUUCUUUGCAUUAGGGUUUGUUAAUAAAGAAGGUGGUGAAAAUUGUGCGUUGGGGUUGAAGAAUAGUCGAGUGUCGCUCGCAGGACUGAAAGUUAAACAAUUGUUAAGCCCAGGGCAAACUAGGAAACAUUGUUGCGGAAACAUUUGUGAUUCUCGAUGUUUCCUCAAAUGUUUCCAUGUUUGCCCACCCGUGGAAACAUUGUUGCGGAAACAAAAUUUGCUUCCUGGAAAGCAAAAUGUUUCCUAGCAAAUUCAGAAACAUUUGAUGUUUCCCUAUGUUUCUCACCAAUGUUUCCUAGUGUUUGCCCACUCUGGGAAACAUGGCGAAACAUUGGUAGGAAACAAUGUUUCCGCAACAACGUUUCCUAGUUUGCCCUGGGCUCUAGGUUGAACAUUUGCAACUUAAAAUUUGAACAUGAAUGUUCCACUAUGUCUAUGGACCAAACGCAUGCAUGUCCCAAUAUGUCUAUGGACCAAACAACGUAUGGUCGACAGACAUCAUUUCUUGAAUUUAAAAUCAUGCCAUGGUCAACUAGGCCUCUGUGUUUAGGCCGGAACAGAUUUAGCACAAAAAUACUCAGUUGGUCUACAGAAUAUUUUUAUCUCCAGGUUGUGCUCCCAGGAAGAAAGUUUUUUUUAGUUGAUAACUGUGACUAUUGUAACUGUGACUCGUGAUUUUCUGGCAUUUUUUGUCGUUAGACUGCAGAUGAAUGUUCUCAGGAGGCAGAGGUUAAGGUGUCAUACUUGUGUUACUUACUAGAAGUCACCAAAAGCGUAUUGACCACGGAAAAAGGGCAAGUACAUAUGCAAUUUACCAUAUUUUAAACUGGAUAAAUUUAAUGGUUAUCAUCAACGUCUAAACUUGGUUUUCUAUAGAACUUGGGUAAAAUCGUGUUUUGGCAAAAUUAAGAACUGCAUUUUGAAUGAAAAGGUGGCAGGGUAGGAUGAUUCAUCUAUUUGCAAUUCCUGAAAUGGUAAUUAUUAAAUUAUUGAAGAAAGUAUUGUUUCUCUCAAUCAAUAGGUCUGUCAAAGAGAAUCUAUUGGAUCAUGUCAUCAAGUGUUCCUUACAGUCUCCGACGACGAAAGAAAAUGAAAUUCUGAAAGCAAAUGCUGAAUCUGCUCCUUCAACUAAAACUGCCUCAGAUUCUCAUUUGUCAGGUUUGUCUUGGUUAGCAUACGACUAAAGCAUACGACAGGAUGGCCUGUUGAGCUUCAUGUAUAUCUGGAGUGAGAACUCAAGUCCAAAAAAUGAAACCCAUUCUCGUACCCAGAGCCCUUCUUACGCGCGGUGCGACGAGGGGCUCUGGCCAAAUCCAUAACCGGAUACCAUAAAAACAUGGUAAGAAAACAAUAUCCGGUGUUAGAACUAGCCAAUCAGAUGCCAGUUCGGAAUAUGGAUUUGGCCAGAGCCCCUCGGAGCUAUUAGACGUCAGUUCCAGUCCCUUUUCUAUUGUUUUUGUCUGCGCGGUUAACACGAAACUGCAAAGAGUGUGCCGAAAUUUCGUAUUUUUACUUCGAUUUAAAGAAUAUUACUAUGGUUUUAUGAACUGAUAACUUGGUUAGCGAUACGGUACGUUAGAAGAAACUGCAGUUAGCUGGGAAAAAUGGUAUAAAAACUGUGAAGUUCUUGUUCCAUAUAUAUAUAUAGAGGUCACCGGGCCUGACUACCCUGGUCAUCUGGAGAGAGUAGUGUGAUAUAAGCUAAAAAUAAUUCGAAGAACAAAGUAUGUCUGGCGGUGUGUUUUCGGUCCGAGGUUUCGUCUGUUUGCAUGUAUAUAGAGUUAAAUUUUCUUAUUUUUUUCGUAGAUGACGCAUAUAAAAACGUUAAGAGAAUGUUAUCAGAUCUAGAAUUGAGCCAUUUGUUGGAGAAAUUCCAGGACAAUUUAAUCCGGGUAGGAAAUUUUUGGUGUUUAGUAUGAGUUAAUGAGAAUCGUGAUAGUUUAUUUGUAGUAAUUGUGGUUUCUUGUUUUCCAGGAUACUCUUCUUUGUGCUGAGAAGAAUGAGCUGAAGAAUACACUUCAGGUUGAGAAGUGAAAUUUGUAUAAUAUACGGAAAUUACACUGUAUUAACAAUCUCAAUUUAGAUACAACCCUAAUCUCAACCUGCAUGCCUGCAGAUUUUAUGUGUUAAGGCAGUACCUUCAGGCUUAGAUAGCUAGCUCCACGGCUUCUAUAUCAUUCUUCCAGUUCGCCAGUAACUUCAGGGUUCUCAAUUCGAGUUUUGAAGAGCACAUUCUACGGCCAUGUUUCUCAAUUCUAAUCCUAAUCUUAUAUAUUGUGAAAUAACGAUUUUUCGUUUUAAAAUAGGAAGCAGGUUUUGCUCCAGGUGCGAUCCUUGAAAUCCAAUUAUAUCUUGAGAAAAAUGGUAUGUAAACUUUGUUAUCUUCUUCGUGAUCUUUAACUUUAAUGUAUGUAUACAGCAGGCCUAUAUAGAAAAUAUAUUUCUCUUCCCAAAAUAAAAAUUUCCUGUGCAGGAAAAAUAUAAAACUUCCUGCAUAUGUACACCUUCGGAGAACGAAUGGUGUCUCAGUGUGAUGAUAAAUUCCAAUCUCGGCACAAGACAAUCUCUCGACUUGCAAAAAAAAAGUUUAAAAUUUCCUGAAUUCCUGGCAGCGGUGUUGAUGGUGCUGGCGGUCAUUUUCCAGUACCAAUGUACACUAUGAUGUUGUUUUGACAACAUGCAUGGGGUUCAUUGUACGAAAUCUGAAAAAAUUAUAUCUAGCUGAUAGCGCUAGCUGCCUUUACCCAACACUAGUACAGCCCCAGAGCUUUCCUUAUGUAUUCUGCUGUGAAACAAUUAACAAUUAUGAUUUUUCUGUAAUCAUAAUUAACAAUUAUUCGCCGAAGGCGAGGUGAUUAUUGGGGAAUAUUCGCCGAGACGAAGUCGAGGUGAAUAUUCCCCGAUAAUCACCAAGCCUGAGGCGAAUAAUUGUUUUAGUAUUUUUGUGUUUUUUUUAGGACUGAAUUUAUUUUAAUUUCGCUUAUUUCUUUAUCAGUAUAACGUCCUCAAAACGGCCAGCCGCCAUUUCGAAAAUUUCGGUUUUAAUAUACGCUUAAUACGUCAAAUUUGACCAAUCAACUUGUAGGAUUUGUUAUGUUCACUUGUGCAAAAAUACUAAUACUGCAUAUUCCCAUAGUUAAUAUAUGAUAUUCCCAAUAUAAUUUUCUUCUCUACCCAUUUUAGGCGACAACUUCCAUGACAAUGUUCCUGAAAAAAUGCAAGAGACUAAGCCUGGUCGUGUCAUUGACCCUCAAACACGAGUAAGAAACCUUGAAAACAAUCUUAAAGAAAUACUUUCGACUAUUGAAUCUGAAAAAAAAGAACAGGCAGAAGUGCAAAAUGAGGCUGAAAAACAGAAAGAAUCUGACACUGAAGUUGAAAAUGUUGAGCCAUUAGAUUUGAAAGAACUGCAAGAUAAUCUCAUGACUAAUUAUCAGAAUAGUUUAGAGCAAAGAGCCAUCCCCCAAUCGACUUGCCGGCCUCCGCCCGGAUUUUCACACCAAGGGGAAGAAAACCGUACACCACCUUCAUCGGAAGAAAUACAGGCCAUUAAUACCGAAUUACGUGUUGCUAACCAUUUCCCUGAUUUAACGACAACGAGAGAAGUUUCGCUUGCAGGAGAGAGGAAAAAUAAUAUAAUGGAAUUCAAGGAUGAAAAUACACAAGCUGGAAAUCCGGUUGUGAACUUGACACAAAAUGGCGGGAAGAGAAAUUAUAAUGAGCGCUCAUUUCCGAAAUAUAAAGGCAGAGGACGGGGUCGUAGGGAUGUUAGUGGAACCUUGGAAAGUUCGAAGGAUAACAGUGAAUCUCUAGUGUUCUCAGGUGAUGCACGUGGAUCACGGUGGAACUCAAGGGAUAUGAAAGGAUUCCAACAUAUGACGGUUAGAGAUAAUACUGGAUAUGUGGAGUGGAAUAAGAAUGAUUCUCCAGAAACUUCAAGGAAGGGUUAUAGUAGACCGCAAAGUGGGUGGAAAGAUGUGAAAGGAUUUUAUGAUAGACCGUUCGGAUAUGCAGAGGAAAGCAUUGCACUCACCAUGGAUUCACACACGACAGAACCUCGCGGUGAGUUCGGCUCAUCUUUGUCAGCCGACGCCGGCCUCGGUACAUCUCGUGCCGAAUUCGGCUCAUCUGUCCAUGUUGGAUGCUUCAUUUGUGGCGGUAAAGACCAUCGCUCAGCGUACUGUAAAAAUAAUGCUGCCAUGUUUGAUUAA
Paramuricea clavata is the source of this 9359-nucleotide messenger RNA. NCBI's taxonomy places the organism in Eukaryota, Metazoa, Cnidaria, Anthozoa, Malacalcyonacea, Plexauridae. The record is from the annotation of a GenBank genome assembly.